AUGAUCGGAGCUACCAGGCGCUGGUUUCGCCGCAAUCGCAAAGGCCUCGCAAUAGGAGCCGGUAUUAUCGGCGUGGGCUACGUCGCCGGACAAUAUGUGUUAUCCAAGUUUACAGAAGCACGCGAGCGCAUGAACAGUGACAGGAUAGCCAAGGAAAAUCUCCGUCGACGAUUCGAACAAAACCAAGCCGAUUGUACCUUUACCGUACUCGCACUUCUCCCAACAGCGACUGAGAAUAUCCUUGAAGCUCUUCCGGUCGAAGAGCUCACCCAAGAGUUGCAGAGGAAACGAGCAGAGCGACUAGCCAGAACUAGCGGGUCAGAUGUGCUCACAUCCGAGCCGAGUUCUUCGACGGCUCCUAGUGUCACAGAAGAGGAUGGCAAGAGUUUGACCAGCUUCCAGGCUGAUAGCUUUAUCCAUGCGAGCCAGUUGGCUGAUUCCACAACGUCGGAUGAGCGGCCUAGACGGAGCAAGGCACAGCUGUGGAAUGAUGUCAAGAUAUUCUCAAUAACGAGAUCCAUCGUCCUCAUAUAUACAUUGUCUCUAUUGACUAUUUUCACCCGAAUCCAGCUCAACCUCCUCGGUAGACGGAGCUAUCUCUCCAGUGUCCUCGCACUCGCCAGUCCCGUGGGAUCAAGCAUCCGCCUCGAAGACCACGCCGAUGAUUCACAAGCGUUCGGUAAUGAUUUUGAAACCAACAGACGGUACUUGACAUUUAGCUGGUGGCUGUUGCAUCGAGGAUGGAAGGAUCUGAUGGAGAAUGUCCGCGUCGCCGUGGAGGAGGUAUUCGGACCGCUCAACCCUCGGGAAGAUAUUACACUCAACAAGCUCUCGGAGUUGAUGUUAGAUGUCCGUAAACGGGUUGAGGGAGCUACAGAGGAAGAUCGAAAGGUCAAACCAUGGCUCCCAUAUUUGCUUCCUCGAAAGGAAGAUGAAGAUAUGGUAUUGCAAGAAUCAGGAGUACUCAGCUCCGACACGUCAUCAUCACCACAAACGACAGCCAACUUGAGACAACUACUCGAUGAGACAUCCGACCUGAUCGAGUCUCCCUCAUUCAGCCGGAUUUUGACAUCAUUGAAUAAUGAAGGUUUCGCCAAGCUAGUUGAGCAAAAGUGCGCUAAUAGUCUCUUCAAACAACCAACAUCUGAGCCAGCUCCUAUGACUACCUUCUCUUCGGCUGCUACCAUCGUCCCAGCUUCGUUGUCGUCUUCGCCCAAGGCCAAGCUUGCAACAGUUUUGGCUCUGAUUACCCGCGAGAGUCACGUUAUUGGAAACGGUACAAAUCCACCCAAUGAAUAUCUCGAAGCAAUGGAACAGAGUGUUCAGGAAUUGGAGGCUUUUGCUGCUGUGAUUUAUAGCUCCAAUUUUCAUCUUGGACUACUAGAGUCUGAAAAUGCUGCUUCCGCCAAAGUUGUGGAGGAAACUCAAUCAGGAUUGAGACCAGCUGAUAUUGCUUCAACUGAGCAAUCGAUAGCUGCGAAGGAAGAGAAGGAAGCAUCGAUAGUUGAUAAUGCAUUCGAGAAGAUUUGGGGGAAAGCCGUUGAGCGUUCUGGUUCUGGGGAUGAGGCGUAA
Messenger RNA from Talaromyces amestolkiae, 1572 nucleotides. RefSeq lists its product as uncharacterized. Gene Ontology annotation, molecular function: protein-macromolecule adaptor activity. The record is from RefSeq and is a predicted model, not a curated record. The coding region runs from base 1 to 1572 and encodes 523 amino acids. The transcript has 4 exons. NCBI's taxonomy places the organism in Eukaryota, Fungi, Ascomycota, Eurotiomycetes, Eurotiales, Trichocomaceae. Gene Ontology annotation, biological process: protein import into peroxisome membrane. Gene Ontology annotation, cellular component: peroxisomal membrane.